Xiphophorus hellerii (green swordtail) is the source of this 2914-nucleotide messenger RNA. It is a transcript of the gene c1qtnf4, whose product is annotated as C1q and TNF related 4. The record is from RefSeq and is a predicted model, not a curated record. Gene Ontology annotation, molecular function: protein binding. NCBI's taxonomy places the organism in Eukaryota, Metazoa, Chordata, Actinopteri, Cyprinodontiformes, Poeciliidae.
CUGUUCAUAAAUCUUCAAAGCCGGGAUCAGCAGCAGGUUGAGUGAAGACACUGAAGGAGGGAGAGUGAGGCAGAUGGAGAAGAAACGGUGAUGGGGAGGGAUCCAAAAAAAAACACAGCAUGGCGGGUGGGAGAGCAGAUAGAGAGAGGGGAGUGUGUGUGUGUGUGAGUGUGUGGAGGGGAGAUCCAUCCACUAAGGCAGAAGUUUCAGCUCCGCGCUCCACACACAGCCAGGACGAAGGACAGAAAGCACUAACAGGUAAAAUGUUGCUGCAUUCGAGCGUUCUGAUUGGCCUGCUGUGCCUGGGCCAGUCCGGCGGCGCCUGGGGAUUGGCCCGCCUGCUGGACAACGCAGAGCUGCGCUCGGCCUUCUCCGUGUCGCGCACCAACAGCAUGGAAGGUGGACCGAAAAUGACCGUGACCUUUGACAUGGUUUACGUCAACAUUGGGGGAGACUUCGACGCCAAGGCGGGAUUGUUUCGCUGCCGCAUCCCCGGGGCGUACUACUUCUCCUUCACGGUGGGGAAGUUCCCCCACAAAGACCUGUCUGUGAUGCUGAUGAAGAACAGGAACGAGGUGCAGGCCAUCGUCUACGAGGAGAACGCCGGAGAGGAGAGAAAGGUGCAGAGCCAGAGCGUCAUGCUGCAGCUGGAGUUCGGGGACACCGUCUGGCUCCGUCUCCAUGGCGACCCCCGCUACGCGCUCUACAGCAACACCGGGCACUACACCACCUUUAACGGCUACCUGAUCUACCCUGACAUACAGCUACCAGACCCACCACCACCAGCACCAGACGACGGGAGAUCUGCCUUCUCCGUGGGCCGCACCCAAAGCAUCCUGGGAAUCGACCAGGUGGGGGUACCGCAGCACCGGCCAAUCAGCUUCGACACUGCUUUCGUCAACAUCGGCGAGGACUUCAACGUGACGGAGGGCGUGUUCACCUGCCGCGUGCCGGGGGCGUACUACUUCUCCUUCAACGUGGGCAAGCUGCCCAUGAAGACGCUGUCUGUGAAGCUGAUGAAGAACCGCCUGGAGGUCCAGGCGAUGAUCUACGACGACAGCCAGGGCGAGAAGGCCCUGCAGAGCCAGAGCCUGAUGCUGGAGCUGAAAUCAAACGACGUCGUCUGGCUCUACUCCCACCAGAGAGACGGAUUCGGAGCCUACAGCAACCACGCCAAGUACAUCACCUUCACCGGUUUCCUGGUUUACCCCGACAUCAGCCCCAGCUCCCCCACCACUGCCACCACCAGCCAAUCAGAAGCCGCAAAGAGGCCCUAACUGCAGCUGGGUGGCAAAUGACUGAGCAUCCUGGGUGGGAUUCAUGUUCACACCGCAAAAACACAACAUCUUACCAAGAGGUUUUGGUCUGGUUUCUUAUUACACUUGAAAUAAGACAGAACUAACUUACAUGUAGCUUUUCAGCAAAAUUGGUAGCUUAUUUUCCAUAAUAUGUAGAAUAAUUCCCUGUAUGUGGAAUCCCAAAAAUUAAAAUGGAACCAUUUUAUGUACUUCUUUGCACUACGUUCAUCAAACUUUGGAAUCUCAAUUUUAAAUAGACAACAUGUUGAGGCCAUGGAAGAUGUGAAAUAACUUUGGUGUUCUGUUGUCUGAAGUCUACAUUUCUAACUGUUUAUAUGAAAAUUGUCUCUUUAGGCAGCUGAUAUUAUGUAAUAUACACACUUGAGUUCAUGACAAAUGUCCUCUAAGGGACAGAAAAAGAAUAUUCUGUUCUAACAUUGAUGAAAAAGUUCUGGUCCUAAUGGCAGAUUAUUUCAUUUCAAACAAGACAUUUAAUCCAUCAGUUGUACUUUUUUUAAGCAAUAUUCGUGAAUUAUUGACCUAGAACAAGCUCCUAUAUCUUGUUGAAAAAUUGCCUGCAAAUUAAUUUUGCCUUAAUUCAACUGUACUAAGAUAUUUUCUGUAGAAACUGGGCAAAGCUACUUGGUAAGAUUUUGUGUUUUUGCAGUGAAAGUCACAGAGGGUAUCAGGAAUAAUUCCUUCUCAAAGUCGAAGGAGUUUUGGACUCAGAACCUCAGAGAGAAUCUAUUUAGUUUAUAGCUAAUGGCUUCCCAUGUCAGGAGUCCAUCUCACUUGAGUGUGAAUAUUUCACUCUAUAAUGAAAGUUCCACUGCGUGUUUGAUUAUGCACAAAGGUUGCAAAUGUAAGAAAAUCAAAUUUAGCCCCAAUUCAAAAUAACCUCCUAGCAUAAUUUCAAUGAGAUCAACAGAAAGUGUUAGCAUUGGUGGUGGGCACCGCUAGCUAAAAUGUUAGCUGUGCUAACCCUAAGGGGCUAGUCAUAACCCUUCUGCUAUUGGUGAAGUGCUACACCGACAUGGUAUUUAGAGGGAGCUAAUGCUAAAGCGCUAACGUCAAUUCAUAUUAUAUCUGCCCUUGAAAGACUACAACGCUAAACCACCAAUUAUAUUUGACAUUAUAAUUUACAUAUUCUGUAAUUAUAUGUUGUGUUAUGUUUAUAUUUUUCUCUCAAGUUCCGGGUUGAAACUGACCCUGAGGAAAGGAAACAGUUGCUGCGUAAACAGUCUUCGCCCACUUCAAAGUAAGAGCAUGAAUAUAAACGUCUAACUACUGGAAGAGUUUUAAACUGUCUAUGACUAAAAGUUCAACACAUGUUGAACUUUAUUUAAUUAAACUUUCCCAAACAGCCAAGUAAAUUAUCCCUUUAGAAUCUAUAUGAACAAAUGAAUUUAGGGAAAGUGAGCUAAAUGUUUUCAAAGUUAGCAAAAGUGCUAAAUGAAACAUCAGAUCUGCUAUUAGCAGAUUAGCAGAAGGGUGCCCACCACUGGUUAGCACAAAUAUCAUCUAUCUGCACUUUACUAAAUAAUUAAUUCUGGUGAAAUUAGUCAGGUCCAGUGUAAAUAAAUACAAACUGAAACCAAUCUGGGUGCAGUUUUCUA